This is a messenger RNA of Trachymyrmex cornetzi, 3411 nucleotides long. RefSeq lists its product as uncharacterized. The transcript is spliced from 4 exons. Lineage: Eukaryota; Metazoa; Arthropoda; Insecta; Hymenoptera; Formicidae. Gene Ontology annotation, molecular function: nucleic acid binding; zinc ion binding. The record is from RefSeq and is a predicted model, not a curated record. Bases 1 to 3411 code for a protein of 1136 amino acids.
AUGUUUUUCAAAGAUAGUUUCGAAACAAUCAUCCAUCAAGAUGCAGGGCUUACACCGAUGCAAAAACAUCAAUAUUUAAUAGGCGUGCUUCAAGGAGAAGCUCGUAGUGUAAUACAAGGUUUUAAAAUCUCUAAUGAAAAUUAUGAGAAUGCAUGGACACUCUUGAAGGAGACGUACGACAACAAAAUGAUGAUAAUCCAGACACACUUAGAUGAACUACUAACGUUUCCAGUCAUCACAAAGGAUAACAAAGCAGAAUCAAUUCGACAAUUUAUUUGGCAUAUCCAGACACAUGUAUCGUCGCUCAAGGUACUUGCACAGCCGGUUAAUUACUGGGAAACAAUCAUAAUUCAUUUAGCGAAGAAAAAACUCGAUUUCAUUGAGCAACGUGAUUGGCAAGAUACGGUCAAGGAUAAAACACCAGAAGACAUGCCGACAUUGACAGAAUUUCUCAAAUUUCUCAAUGAUCGGUGCCAUAUAAUUAGGGUACUUAAGCAGGGAAAGACAAAGGUGGUGAGUAAUGGAAAACAGCAACAGAAGAUUGAAACAAAGAAGGAGAAAGGAGAGAAAAGAGUCACUCUGUCGACUAUAAGGGUGAAUUGCAGAUAUUGUAACAACGAUCAUCCAACCUAUAAAUGCGAAGAACUGUUAAAGCUUUCGGCACCUGAAAGGACGAAAAGUGUAAUCGAAAAGAGGUUAUGUGUUAAUUGUUUCGCACCAGGGCAUUUCGGACGGGACUGUAGAGGUUCUUCAUGCAGGAAAUGUGACAGGAAGCAUAAUACGCUUCUCCAUAUAGAAAAGGAGGAGCCCACAACUCAAGGGAAUUCAAAGAAUAAUUCAAUCGUAACGCAUGUUCGGGCGGAAGAUGACAAGACAAUCAAAGAAGAAAAUUCCGUGGCGAUGAAUAUUUACUGCGCACAUAAUAAAGCAGCGAGAGUCAUGUUAUCAACAGCACAGGUAUACGUACGUGACUCCGACGGUAAUCAACAAGCAUGCCGUGCACUGUUGGAUCCAGGUUCGCAACUAAAUCUAAUCACCACAAGUCUGCACAAAAAACUGAAGCUGCCUUGUACAAGAGAUGAGCGGCACAUUAAUGGUAUCAAUCAGAUAAAAACGAGUGCAAAUAAGAUAACUCGCAUACAACUUGAAUCGAAAUACAGCAAUUACUCAACCGAGAUGGAAUGUCUGGUACUUUCAAGGAUCACAGAACAGUUGCCACAAACGAAGAUAGAUAUAGCAAAAAUCUACGUUCCAAGAGAUGCUCAGUUAGCAGACCCCGCGUAUAACAUUCCAGGCCCUAUUGAAAUUUUAAUAGGAGCAGGUAACACGCAACUCGGAUUGAUAAUCGGAGGAGAGAUAAACGAAAAUGUCUCAGAUACGAAGCCUUCUUGCAAUUUAAUUACAAAUAAGGAUUUACAUGAUCAACUCGAAAGGUUCUGGAUACAAGAAACAGUGCCUGAAAAACAAUUGCAAUGUAAAGAAGAAAUAGAUUGCGAAAGGUAUUUUUCUAAUACAGUCAAGCAAGAUCAAAGCGGCCGAUUCAUCGUACGUUUGCCCAUGCGGCAAGAUGUCGUGUUGGGAGAGUCUAAGCAGAAAACACUUGAAAGGUUCAAGUCGCUGGAAAGAAGACUGGAUAAAAACACGAAACUAAAGAACGACUACACUUCAUUUAUGCAAGACUAUUUGAAUAAGGGUCACAUGUCAUAUUUCGCAGACUACGGGGAAUCUCAGCCCUUAGACGUCUAUUUUAUCCCUCAUCAGCCAGUAAUACGUCCGGAUAGUAUGACAACGAAAUUAAGAGUUGUUUUUGAUGCGUCAGCCAAGACUACGCUCAAUACGUCGCUAAAUGACAAACUCAUGCCAGGUCCUAAUCUUCAACAGGAUUUACAAGGAAUCGUGAUCAGAUUCAGAGUACACCAGUUUGUUUUAACGGCGGACAUAACAAUGAUGUUUCGUCAGAUUUUGAUUGAUUCUCAAAAUAGCCGGUUCCAACUCAUACUAUGGAGGUCUGAUCGAGACCAGCAAAUACAGAUUUUUCAGUUGAAUACGGUCACCUAUGGGACAGCAUGUGCUCCGUUUCUGGCCAUGCGGUGCUUGAGGGAAUUAGCCAAGACUUACUGUCACGAGCUCCCGAGAGCAGCGAAAGCAGUAUUAGAAGAUUCAUACAUGGAUGACUUCCUGACGGGAGAAAAUGGAGAUCAAGAUCCUAGAGCAAUACAGCACUUAAAGGAAAACAGUCCAUCAGACGAUCUGCUUAUUAUUGAUAAAGAGGAAGCCUUCAAAACUUUGGGACUCCAUUGGAACGCGGUUUCCGAUAAGUUGCAGUACAAGCCAGACAUAUCUAAAAUCGACGCAUGCACGAAAAGAAAUGUGCUUUCCACGAUAGCGCAGAUCUACGAUCCACUCGGUUUGGUGGGACCGAUACUUAUCACUGGUAAGCUCAUUAUGCAACAGAUAUGGAAACAGGAAAUCAAUUGGGAUCAGGAACUCCCACCCGAAUUUAAGGUUGCGUGGAAAAAUUACUAUGAAUCCCUGUUAAGUCUUAACAAGCUCAAAAUACCCAGGAAUAUUAAUCCAAAUAACUGCGAGAGUAAGGUGGAUUUAUACGGUUUCGGGGAUGCCUCGGAACGCGCGUUUGGUGCUUGUAUAUACUCGGUUAGUAUGGAUAACCAAGGUAACAUUCAGUCGCACUUAAUCUGUGCCAAGUCCAAAGUGGCACCACUUAAGACUAUAUCUCUACCACGCCUGGAGUUGGAAGCAGCGCUACUUCUUUCUCAACUAUACAGCAAUGUCAAGACGGCUUGCCAAGGCAAGAUAGAAGAGGCUUUAUGGCGGCAUGUACCAUCUGAAGAAAACCCCGCUGACCUGCUUUCAAGAGGGGUAACAGUAGAAAAUUUACAGGGAAGCGACCUUUGGUGGCAUGGUCCACAUUGGUUAAGGAACUCAAAUCCGCAACCAACAGAGAGCCUUGAACCGGACGAAGAGUUACCGGAGUUAAAGGCUACAUCUGUGGCUUUAACUAUGACAGCGGAAUCGGAAAUAUUGAUGAGAUAUUCAUCUUACAGUAAACUAUGCAGAAUAAUAGCGUAUUGUCAUCGGUACCGACGAAACCGAAGAAACAAAAAGAAAAUAGGUCCUCUAGAAAAGGAAGAACUUGAAAAUGCAGAGAAGACUAUUGUCCGGCUAGUACAAAGCGAAGUCUUCGCAGAAGAGCUACGAUGUCUCCGUAACAAGGGGAUGCUACCUCGCAAAAGUAAGUUGAUCCCGUUGGCUCCCUUCUUAGACGAAGAAGGUUUGAUUCGCGUAGGAGGCAGACUUAGACAUGCCGAAAUCGCUCAAUGUAAGAAGCACCCCAUUGUGAUGCCAGCUAAGCAUCACGUAACAACGCUUGAUAAUGAGGAAGCGACAUGA